AUGACCAUGGUGGUGAACGGUAGGCCAACGAAGAGACUGGUCAAGCGGCGUGUCACCGCCGAUCUCAGCGAUUUCCUCACUUUCCCUACCGCUGGUGACCAGGAUUCGUCCUCCGUCGCCGUAAACCCGUUCAGGACGGCGGUAAGGGCCUUCCUGACGAAGCACGCGCUCCUCCCUCCCCCAUCGUCGCUCUUCCCUCACCUGCUCACCUGGCAGAUCCUCUUCCGCGUCGGCGAUCUCGCCGGAGGCGACGGCGGGCCCGCCGUCGUCUGCCUCGACGUCGUGGAGGAGGACGUUGCCAGAUCCAGAUCCGUUUAUUGCGACCAGUGUCGCGUCGUGGGAUGGAGUAGUAAUCCAGUGAGUGCAAAGCGGUACCAUUUCAUAAUCAAGUCCGACGAUGGGAAUUCAAUCGGUGGCUACAACAAAACCUGUGCUGGCUGUGGCGAAUCCCUUCAUAUCACCGACUCCAAGUGCAAGUCAUGCAACCAUGUCAUGACCACCGAGGAUGUCGAGGACUGGAUGUAUCAGCAGCUAGAGAACACAACAACCCAUCUGCUGCACGGUGUGAUCCACGCCAAUGGCUACGGCCAUCUGCUUAGAGUCAACGGGAGAGAAGGUGGGUCCCGCUUGCUUUCGGGCCGCCACAUAAUGAACUUCUGGGAUCGUCUUUGCGAAACGCUUGGGGUCAGGAAAGUGAGUGUGAUGGACGUGUCGAAGAAGAAUGGACUGGAGUUCAGGUUGCUUCACGCGGUCAUCAAGGGCCACCCGUGGUAUGGUGAGUGGGGAUAUCGAUUUGGUGCCGGAAGCUUUUCGUUGACCCUCGAUGACUACAGGGCAGCUGUUGCCAGCCUGUCCUCGCUGCCCCUGUCAGCAUUCCAAUCUCAGGGGAGGAAGCCCCGGACAUGCCUUCAGGACAUGAUCUCGUUUUACCAGUCCGUGUCUGAGCGUGAGCUCGUGAGCGUCCGGGACCUCUUUACUUUCCUGAUGAGUUUGAUUCGUGAUGUUCGCCACCUAACCCACCUCAAGCUAGACGAGUCUUCUCCGUGCAAGAAGCAGAGGACCUGCGAAUCGAGGGCGUUGUGUUCCUGGACGGUCGAUGAUGUGAGACGAGUGGAGGAUGCUAUGUUAAAGGUGUUGCGUGCUGUGAGUGGGUCCAACUGGGUCGGAUGGCGUGCUCUCAGAGGUGCAGUUUGCAAGGCGGGUAGCCCCAAGCUUCUGGAUUACUGCCUUAAGGAACUGAAAGGGAAACAGGCGGCUCCAGGCUUGGUUGUUGCUGCCCGUUGCAUCUCUGACUCGGGCGCCAUGGAGUAUAGGUGA
Molecule: messenger RNA, 1317 nt
Organism: Striga hermonthica
Lineage: Eukaryota; Viridiplantae; Streptophyta; Magnoliopsida; Lamiales; Orobanchaceae
Source: the annotation of a GenBank genome assembly